AUGGUUGAUCAACUCGCAAAUGUGCUACUAAAAGGUUGUCUGGAAUAUUCAUCGCAUGAGAAAUUCAAAAAUAAAGGACUAUCUUUUGCCAAUGAAUUGACUGAAUUGUUUCGAGGUACCACAGCCAAUGGACCCAGAGCAUGGGCACCUUCAAGUGGAGUCUUGCUUAGGUUUUACCAUAGGAAUGAAGAUGAGGACGAAGAUGUACAUCGUCCAAGUAUGGCCAAUGAAGGUAUUGAUUUGGAAGAAGGUUCAGGAGAUAAUGAUGGGAUUUUAGGAACUUUUACUAGAAAAAGCGAUGGAUUCAAUAGAGUAGUUCUGAAUAUUUCUCAAGGAAUCUUAAGUGGAGGUAGUGGUGAGAGGAAGAGGGGUGAAAGUAGUAGCAAUAGGAAAAAGAAAAAGGUACAUAGUACAAGUCAAAUAGCAAAUGCAAUGGGUGGCAUAGCUGAAAUAACAAAGGUAGAAUCUCAAGAGGCCAAGGAAACUUCAAUUCCUAAAGUCAUGUCUCUAGUCAAACAAAUGGAGAAAGUUACAGCUGACAAACAUUGGCUUUCAUAA
This is a messenger RNA of Prosopis cineraria, 558 nucleotides long. RefSeq lists its product as uncharacterized. The transcript is spliced from 2 exons. Bases 1 to 558 code for a protein of 185 amino acids. NCBI's taxonomy places the organism in Eukaryota, Viridiplantae, Streptophyta, Magnoliopsida, Fabales, Fabaceae. The record is from RefSeq and is a predicted model, not a curated record.